Messenger RNA from Carassius gibelio (silver crucian carp), 1801 nucleotides. RefSeq names its product RNA demethylase ALKBH5. The transcript has 4 exons. Bases 514 to 1572 code for a protein of 352 amino acids. Gene Ontology annotation, cellular component: nucleus. The record is from RefSeq and is a predicted model, not a curated record. Gene Ontology annotation, biological process: mRNA export from nucleus; mRNA processing. Lineage: Eukaryota; Metazoa; Chordata; Actinopteri; Cypriniformes; Cyprinidae. Gene Ontology annotation, molecular function: oxidative RNA demethylase activity.
GCGCAUGCGCAGUUCGCCAUAAAUCGCCAAACAGUUGUGGUUCCACGAGUUUGUGUUCCUUCCACCGCUCUGUAGGCUACAAUCUUGCGGCAGCAUAAUGAUUACUAUUUCUUGGAUACAUUAAACUAGGAUGAUCAGCCCGGCGGUGGCCGAGGCCAGAAGGCGUGCGUUUUAAACAACAAGCAGCUGUAAAUCUCUGGAAGCUAGUGGUAACGAAGCUGUGCUACGUGCUAAUGUUAUGAGACUGAACCGCGGAGAAACGCCGCCUGUGAUUGACAGCUCACUGACUGCUUUGUGUUACGGAUUUAAUCGGGUUGAUCCUGGAAUGGGGCAGUGGAAGCUUCGGUCUGUGUAAUUUGCUAAACGGGGAGGAGAGGAAGCAGGCGUUACCGCUGCGGGCCUUCGGUCACGUCGCACACGACUUCAGUGACCGAUACGUUAUAACAUGGGGACCUAAAGUGAAUUCAGGUUAAACAACACUUUUCCGCAAUUUUCUCGGACUUCGCUCUUGAAAUGGCCGGUUUUACAGAUCUGCGGGAGAAGCUGAAGUCGAUGACACCGCACAGGGACAAAGUUUUCGAGUACAGCGACGGAGAGAAGCGCAAAUACCACGACUCGGAUGACGACGAGAGUGAGCACGAGGAGCGGCGGGACGCAGAGGCGAGCAAAGUUAAAAGUAGCAUUAAGCAAGCGAAUAUCUUCACGCAGGAGGAGUGCGCGCGCAUUGAGGCGAAGAUAGACGAAGUGGUUGCCAAGGGAGACAAGGGGCUCUACCGGGAGCACACGGUAGACCGGGCGCCUCUGAGAAACAAGUACUUUUUCGGUGAGGGCUACACGUACGGCUCGCAGCUUGAAAAGCGCGGGCCCGGGCAGGAACGGCUGUACUCCGAAGGCGAGGUGGACGAGAUCCCGGACUGGGUGCACGAACUGGUCAUCGAUCGCCUCGUGACGAAUGGCGUCAUACCGGAGGGCUUUGUUAAUAGCGCCGUGAUCAAUGACUACCAGCCCGGGGGCUGCAUCGUGUCCCACGUGGACCCCAUUCAUAUCUUUGAGCGACCGAUAGUGUCCGUGUCGUUCUUCAGCGACAGCGCGCUCUGUUUCGGAUGCAAGUUCCAGUUCAAGCCCAUCCGCGUGUCCGAGCCCGUGCUCUACCUGCCCGUGGGGCGCGGCAGCGUCACCGUCCUCAGUGGCUAUGCAGCUGAUGACAUCACACACUGCAUCCGCCCACAGGACAUUAAGGAGAGGAGAGCCGUCAUCAUUCUGAGAAAAACGAGGCCGGAUGCCCCUCGCUUGAACACCAGUUCACUGAGCCCGUCCAUCCACUCUUCUGAGAGAAGACACAUACUCAAAGCCAAACGCUCACACCGCAAGGCCGACCCAGAUGCUGCACACAGGCCUCGUAUUUUAGAGAUGGACAAAGAGUUACAGAGGCGUUCCCUCUCCUCCCGAAAGAGACGUCAUGGUGACAGCAGUUCAGAGAACUCAUGGAGGAGAGCUGACGAGAGAGAGCUGGGCUCACGCUACACAGAUGAUCAUGCGACCACACGACGAGUCAAGAUGAGACGUCACUGAGACGUAGACACCUUUUACGUUUGCUCGAGGGGAUGGGAAGCCAACAGAGUGACUCAGUAAAAGAGAAGCUUCCGGAGUGAGUGGAUUCAAGGACAUCAGACAGUCGCUGCUUUACUUAAGAGGCUUUAUCUAUCUAUUCAGACAUAUCAAAAAAUAUACUUUAAAAUCCACUAUAUUUUGUUCUGUGUGUUUAAAGGAAAUGUAUGGAAUAAAAAGACAUCUAUGCUGA